GCGACUGUCAUCAGUUCCGCUGUGGGAGAAGUGCACCUUCAGUCCGGCUCAGCUCAAAAUUUACCUGCCUCACUUUAUAACAACGUCUCUGACUAAUCUGACAUGACGCUAACCUGAACGUCUCCCAACGAGCACCGAGCAGAGUCCGCCUCCCUUCACACCUCAAACGCUGGAGGGAAUUUUCAGGAGAGCGCGGGCUGAAAGCCAUGAGUCACUUCAGCGCAGGACUUAUUUCGGCCUACAACAGCCUCACAGACAAACAUCUCGCUGGAUACUUUAGCAACACUCGCAUCAGGCGACACCUGCAGAGAGCAGGACUGAUCACCAGGAGUGGGCGCAUUGUUCCGGACAAGGAGUACAGACAUAAGCUGAUCCAGAGAGCCCACCAGAGACAUGUUCGAGAAUGUCUGGCUCAGGCUAUUUUCCACAAGGUGCUGGAGAUGGAGCGUCUCCACCAAAUAGAGAUCAAAAGGAAACUGGAGGAGUUUGCAAGGAGGGAAAGAGUGCGUAAGAUCAAGGUGGAGCGCUCUAAAAGGUAUGAGGAAGGCUUUGUCCACAUCCUGUCUCCACGCCCACCUACAGGUGCCAGGGGCAUCUGGAAACAGCACUCUGGGCCAGAGGGGGAACACUCUGAGUCCUCUGAGUCGCCGAGCUCAUCUCGACCCAACACGGCCCCUGGGAAGAUGCAGAGGCCGGUGCGCUUGAAGCCAAUCCACAGUAACAGCACCACGGCUUCGCUCAGACGCAGCUCCCCUUACAGACCCCUCGAAUCCUCUCACGAGAAUGACGUGCCGUUCAACUGCACUAUGGAAAAAGAGCCUCGGAGACGUUUGACCCCGGUGGAGCCCUCCCAUGGCAUCUCGCCCUAUUGCCUCCCAGUUAUCAACAACUUUGUCACUCCAGUGCCUCCAGCUACGAAAAGGAAAGAGAGAGGGUUAAAGGUCACUCCCAGCAGUACUGUCAGAGGCCGCAGACUGCACCCGACCACCGCCUCCAGUGGAGCUGAUGACACUCCAGUGCUGAGGAGCUCUGUUCACCAGAGCAGAGUGUGUGUGAACAUGGUGUACUUUGGCAAAACGGUGCGUCUCUCCAGUGACCUGACUGACAUGAGGGACGAGGUCAAGGUGUUUCAGCAGCACUGUGGAGGAGAGAACCUGUGUGUGUACAAGGGAAAACUUCAUGAGGGGGAAACCUUCCAGUUUAUCUCCAGGCGACACAGAGGGUUCCCGUUUAGCUUGACCUUCUUCCUGAAUGGGCUGCAGGUGGAGCGGCUGAGCUCGUGCUGUGAGUUCAAACACAGGAAAGGCUCCCGACUCGGCGGCAAGCACGGGCACUUUGGCUUCUCCAGCGUAGAGGGGGCCGCUCCCUGUUACAAAUGCAUCAUAGCAAUGGGACUGGACAAAAAGCCCACUCCUCCACCAAAGAGGGUCAAGGAGGAUACAAGGAGAGAGGAAUCAGUCAGCAGCCCAAAAAAUGCACCUGAAAUGGAGACGGAGAGGACCGGGGAGGAUGUUGGCUCCCACUCAGAGUGUGAAACCAGUCAGCCACAGGAGACUCCAGUCAAAGAAGAAACAGCACCUGAGGAGGACAAAGACAGAGAUGAUUAUGAAGAAGACUUUGAAGCAGAUGAAGAGAAACCUGCAGAGGAGGAAAAAGAAGAGAAAUCUCCAUCUCCAUCCAGCGAAAUGGAAAGCCAGGUUAAAGAGAAGGACGCCUCUGACACUGAAAAUGAUGAGAAGGAUGACGACACGAGAUCUCAUUCAGGCUCCAGCUCCUCGGGCAGCGAGCAGGACGAGAGUGAUGCUGAAGACACAAAAGACAGCAAAGAGGACCAGAAGGCAGAGCAACCAAGAGAGGACGGUCAAGAGGAAACUGUCGCUCAGCCAAUGGAAAAAGAUGAACCAAAUCCAGAAGAAGCUGCUGCCACAGAAGCUGAGUCUUCUGUGGCCAAAGACUCGCACAUGGACAGUGCAGGGGACAGCACAGAAAUAGAAAUCUCUGACACCAGCGUCCCCUCAGGAAGCGACACGAGACAGAGUGAUGACAAAGAUGCUGAGAAAAUGAUAGAGGAGAGCAAACAUGAAGAGGAACAGGAGAGAGCCAAAUCUGUGCAGGAGAAACUGGCUGAAGCCAUACUGAAGGAAGCCCAGUGCAGCUCUGAGCCUGAACUGAGUGACACCAGUACAGAGGAAGAGGAGGAGACCACACAUAAAGGCCCUCAACAAGACAACAAAGCUGUAGCUCCAGACGAGCUUGUUACAAUUACAGAACAACAGGAAACCAUUGCAGAAGAGACAAAAUGUGAAGAAAGUGAUACGGGUGAAGUGGUGGUGGCACAGGAACAGGAAGAUUCACCUGAAACAAAAGAACAAAGCGAUAAUGAGCAGGAGCCUCAUGAGAACCGGGAUGGUACCGAAGAUGAGAAGGCUGAGGAAGACGAAGCCACAGCAGACAAAGAUAAAUCAGAGGAAACAGGUGAAGCUUUGCAUCUUUUAAAAGAAGAAAAUGUGGCACAAGAUGACAAGAGAACUGAACCUGUUGAAGAAAUCCCAGCUGAAACUAUUGAUGCUGAGACUGUAGAGAAAGAUGAAGAAAAGGAGGAGAAAACUGCUGUGGAGACUGACGUUCAGUGUGAUGAGGCAGGGCAAGGGGCAAAGAGCAGAGAGGAGGAUGAGUCAUCAGUAUCAGAGCCGGACGAAAGGACCGAUGAGACAGCAGUGCCUGAUAAUGCAGGGGAGGAGACAAUGACAGCAAGAGAAACAAUAGAGAUAAAAGCAGAACCCUCAGAGGAGCGAGAGGCCCUCAGCUAUGAAGAGGCACCUGUAACUGAUGCAGAAAAAAGGGAGCCGGCAGACAGCGAGGACGGAGCUGCAGCAUCAGAAACCGAAGUCACUGCCGAAAACUCAAGCAGCUCGCCAAAUGGGAGUGGAGAAACCACAGUUGAAAAGGUUGCAGAUACAAGUGAGGAAAAUACAAAGGAUGAAAGCAGUAAAGAUGACAUUAAAGAAGAACAAGUAUCAGGAAAAGAGACUAGUAAGGAUGAUAGUCAGGAAGAACAGUGUGAGCAGGGUGAGGAGGGGAUGGAAACAGAGGAAAAGGAAGACAAACAGAAAUCUGAAGAGGAUGGAGAAGAAGAGAAGGAGAAACAAACUCGUGCAUCCUCUGAUGAAAUAGAAGAAGAUGAAAGUACUGAGAAAAGAGAAAAUGAUGAAAAAGAUGAAGAGCCAGUAACACCAGACAUACAGGAAAACACUGCAGAAAGCGCUGAUAAUGCCACCAAAACAAAGGAAAAUGAAGAAGAAACUGUGAAGAUCCUGGGUGAGGAUGACAAAGUCUCAGAUGAAGAGAAAGUUGAAGAGUCAGAAAAGACAGAAAAUGAUGAGACUAGUGAAUGUGUUGAGAAUGAACAGGAAGAUCUUGAAGCAAGGGAAGCUGAUAAAAAUGAGGGUGGGGCUGAAACUGAGACUAAAACAGCUGUUCAAGAACACAAUCAUGAAGCUGAAAAAUCAGAGAGUGAGAAUGAAAACAAAGCUGAGAAAAGUGAGGAUAAAGAGAUCAAAAAUGAUGAAGAGGAUGACAAGGAAAAAGACACAAAUGAAAACCCUCCAGGAGAAGGAAUAUCUGCGACCGCAGAAGAAAGUGAGAAAAGUGCAGAUGUUGGUGUAAAUGAAACAGCAGAUGGGACUAAAUUCACUGAAGACACGCCAGAAUUUGAGAGCGUUGAGCAAGAAGCCGGAAGAGCCAGUAACACCAGUGAAAAGGGAGAAACUGAUGCUGAAAAUGGGGAGGUUUCUACAGGAGCUGAGAGCAAAACUCAUGACGAUGAGGGAGAGGCUCAGCCAAAAGAUGAAAAUGACUUGAAAACAACAGAACACGGUGAAGAAGGAAGCAAAUCAGACAGGCCUGCUGAAGAUGAGAGCGCAGACAUAAAAGAAUUAACAAUGGAGUCUGAAGAAAGUGCUAAAAAGCAUGAGGAUGACGAGGCUGAUCAGGCUCCCGGCGCUGAUGAGGUGGAACGUGAUGCUAAGGAGGGGGGUGACAGCGUGGAAAAAAAUGAUGAAUCAUCUCCAAGCAACUCACAGCCAGAGACAGCUGGUGCAGAAAUAAAAGAGGAGCCUAAAUUAGAUGAAAGUGAGGAAACAGAAGAAGAUCAAAAUGGCAACAAAUCUGACUGUGGUAAUGAAAACAAAGAGCCAUAUUUCAUCAAAAAGGAGAGUAGCAUUGAGGGUAACAUGGAUGAGGUCACAGUUGUUGCCUCAGGGGAUCAGGAACAAUCUUCAGCACCAGUUGCUGUCGAAUUAAGUGAUACGGCAUCCAAAUUAGAUGAAGAGAAUAAGGAUGCAAUGUCUGACAUACACCCGCACACUGAAAAUGCAGUUGGUGUUGACCUCCCUGCUACCGAUGGAGAAAACGGAGUAGACGCAGAAGACGCGAGCAAGACCUCGGAGGAAGGAGCAAGUGUGCUUCUCAAACCUCAAGCUCAAAACGAUGAGGCUGAUAACACAGAACAGAGUGCUGCAGCAGGUCAAGGAAAUCCAGAGACCUUAGGAACAGAAGACAACACAGAUUUAGUCACUAACUGGGUAAACAAGCACCAGUCGUCAAAGUUUUUUGAGACGUUUGUUGAACCUCUGGAAGAUCUGAGGGAGGAAGUAGCAGAGACUCCAGCAUCCAACUCAAAUAAAGAGGAGACAAAGUCUACAGAGCUGCCAAGAUCAGAGAGUCCACUUAAGAUGGUGAGGAUGUCUGACGAUGAAGAGAAAGCGCACACAGACAUUGAAAAUGUACCACAAGUGGAGGAGAAGACUGACAUGAAAGGCUUAAUACCAAAAGCAGGAACUGAACAAAGUGAGGAGUCUGCAGCCUCGCAGGAGAUGAGGUCGGAAGAGCGCAAAGGAAGCAAAGGAGACGUGGGAUCUCCUCAAGAGUGUAAUGAUCAAAAAAGUGCAAAACAAGGAAUUAAUGAGGAAACUGAAGUGGAAAGCAUUUCAGGUAGUCAUCAUUUGGCCGCUGGGAAGCCUGAGAGUGUUUCUAAAAACCAAACUGAUGAGAAAACUACUGAUACUGACUUGAAUGUAAAACAACCACAAACUGAAGAGGGUCAUCAGUCCACGAGCCCACUUGGAACUGAAGAUAUCAACGAAACAUGGGGAAAAGCAGAUAAGCAAGACCGAGAAGUUACAGAAACCACUGAUCUUACAACAUCUAAGUCUGACGAUGGAAGUCAAGAGGAGCUUCGUAACGAGGGAGUCGACAGUGACAGAAAAGAGCUGCAGCUGAUAGAAGACAUCAAACACACACUCAGUAAAGACCAGCUGAGCACCUUUUCAGUGGAUGAAACAUUGUUAGCUCACAGUUCAUAUCCUUUACUGACUGCUGCGAGGGCUGAGAGCGGACAUUAG
This is a messenger RNA of Archocentrus centrarchus (flier cichlid), 5402 nucleotides long. It is a transcript of the gene erich3, whose product is annotated as glutamate-rich 3. The transcript is spliced from 14 exons. NCBI's taxonomy places the organism in Eukaryota, Metazoa, Chordata, Actinopteri, Cichliformes, Cichlidae. The record is from RefSeq and is a predicted model, not a curated record. Bases 207 to 5402 code for a protein of 1731 amino acids.